AAUCCAGUGACCGCGGAAGCGAAGUUCAAAUAUUCAAAAUGCUCUGGGGUGGUGGGGAUGCCGCUAAAGCCAGAUUUUCAGAUAUCCAGUAACAGACGAAUUGUGGUACGAUCCAAAACCAUUUUUCAUCCCCUUCAUUGGUUUGUGAUACUGCAAGCAGCAUCCGAAAUCAAUGGAUAAACGACUCCGUUCGUCUCUGCAAUCCUCCGCCGAAGAGUUCCUGUCGGCCGCCGCCAAAUUACCGCUAAGAUCUUCCAAAGCCACCAUUAAAAGCUCGAUUAACACCUUAAUCAAACCCUCGUCAGAUCUAAUCUCCACUCUCCCCUUCUCUCUCCGCGAUUCCAUUUCGCGCGCCAUUUCUAAAUUCAAACAUCUCUCCGACUCGACUUUCGCGGCGUCUCCCUUGACGCCUCCGGCGAAGCGUGUCCGAAGAUCUGCCAGGAACAAGAAAGACGACGACGGCGAAAAUGAGGGACCGUCUACCGCAGAGAAACUCCAGGUUUAUGCCUACAUCUUGCAUCUCUGCGUCUUCCAUCCCAAUAAUGUUUUCUCCGUUUCUGAUUUAUUGCCCGCCGCACAAGAGCUGCAUGAUAACUUAAUUUUGUUCGAGUCCGACUCGACUUUGCUCUCGGAGAUCGCUAAUCUAUGUGAAGAGUGGUGGAAGGUGGGUUUAUUAGGGAAAGAAACCCUAAUUUCUCAAUCCUUGCCAGUUAUUUUGUCGCGCUCUUUGACUUCGAAGAAGAAAGUUGAUGUCCACAGAGUGUAUAGCCUUCGAGAAGCUUUCUCGUUGUUUGAUUUCGAGGACGAGAGUAUCGAGGACCUGAAAAAUUUGCUGAUUCGCUGCGUGAUUUCAGAUUUGUAUUUGAAGACAGAGGAUGGUAGGAAAUUCAUCGCUUUUCUGUUCGGUCUUAGCAUGCAGCUCACAAAGGAAUUGUGUGCGAUGAUAAAAACGCAGAUCCCAUUUGGGCGAAAAUCAAUCUUAGAGGCGUAUGGUGAAAUAGUAUUUAGAGGAUGGAAGACGGUGGAGAGUGAAUGCAAGGAUGAGAUUGAGAAUGGGUUUGUACAAGGGUUAGUGGAGGGUGCUAUAUACGCCAGCUUGCCAGAUUUAGCCGCAUCGAUUAGAAGGAUUUUAUGGGGCUUUGUUCAACAGAGAACAACCGAGGGAGUAGAGAAACUGAUAUUUCGUCUGGCAGAGCCAGUAAUUUUCCGGUCACUUCAGGUCGCUAAUUCAAAUGUUCGCCAGAAUGCAUUGCACUUACUCUUGGACCUGUUUCCUUUAGAAAAUCCUGAUGCUACUAAGGAGGCUAAAGAUACACUACUGGAAAAGCAAUUCUUUUUGUUGGAGAAAUUACUCUCAGAUGAAUGUCCAGAUGUGAGAGUUGUAGCAGUAGAAGGCAGUUGUCGAACUCUUCACCUGUUUUGGGAAGUUGUUCCUUCACCAGUCAUUAAAAAGAUGAUUACCAUAAUUUUUGAUCACAUGAUUUAUGAUGCUUGCACUGAGGUCAGACUCUCCACAGUGAAUGGCGUUAUAUAUUUGCUUGGCAAUCCUCAGUCUCAUGAGGUCCUCAAAGUGCUUUUACCAAAAUUAGGGAAUUUGAUUAUGGAUUCCACAUCAGUAGUACGUGCUGCUGUUGCUGAUCUCCUUCUCCGGUUGAACGACAUUCGGAAUUUUCAUUUCCAUAAGGUAGUUCCCCUGGAUGUAUUGAUUUCAGCUCUUGCCAAUGACCAACCAGUUAUUGCAAGGAAAAUCACAAAACUUCUUAUACCAUCCUAUAUCCCCUCCAAAGUGACUGAGGAAGAAGCAUGUAAGCGUGUUAUCACUCUUAUCAAAAGGUUCCCUAAUGCUGGAGCAAGAUUUUGUGAGUUUGUAGCACUGGAAGGAGCUUCUCUGAGAUCUCUUAUGAGACUUUUUAAGAUUUUUAUCGGUUUGACUGUCUCAUCUGUUAAGCUUAGUGAAGAGCAGAUAGAAGGUUUACUUGUUGCAGCCUCUCACCUUUGUACUGUUCUUGCGAAGGAUGCAUCUCUCCUGGCAGCCCUCAAGGAAGAGUUGUCUGCAAAAAACUUAAAGGCUCUUUUUGCCGUUGCUUCCUCUACACGUGCUCAGUCUUCUGUCUGCAACAUUAUAUCUCUUACAUCACCAGAUGCUGCAUGUGACCUUUUUGGAGACUGCAUGGGCUUGAUCACAAAAUGCAGAGGUUUAUUAGAUGAUACUGAAAGGCAAGCUGACGUGAGGUGUGCCCACAAGAUGAUCGUAUUGAGUGGUUCGUUUGAGGACAUGUUUGAAGAACUGGUUGGAAUUCUGCAAAGAGCUGCCCACGGUUGUCAUGUAAAAUUUGGAACAGAUUUAGGAGAAGAAAGUAUAAAGUCCACAAAAAGAACUAAAAAAAGAUCUUCUAUGAGAAUUUCAUCAAAGUCAAAACAUGGCAAAGGUAAAAAACCAUCUGACACUGGUGAAAACAGAUUUUUAGAAGAUUAUGCUCUUGCUGUUGGGCUUGCAUGGCAGAUCAAGGACUUGCUUCUGUCUGACAUUACAAGGAAAGCACUAUUAUGUUCUCGAAACUUAGAAAGUGCAUACUCAGCGCUGAAGGUCAUUUCUGAAGCUAGUAUUCUGCAUUCUCAGCAGUAUGAUUAUUUAAACACGUAUCCUGUUUCUGCAUACACAACUCUGACCCUGCAUAUGUCUCUUCAUAACAUCAAGACAGAUGGAAGUUGGGACUCUACGCAGGAUAACCCCUCAGAUAUGACUUUGAGCCAUCUACUUCUCUGUGCAUAUAACCUUUUCAAAGCCAACAAUGACAAGAAGUCUGGCAAGUGUCCUUCAGGAUCAUCACCUCACGCUAGCAAGAUACCACCUGAAUCCAGUACAAGUACGACUCAAACCGGCACCAGCUUGACAAAACAAAUAAAUAUAAAUGUGGUGAAGGGGUUAACUUCGAUUCUGAAAUUCAUUAUUGAUGCAACUGCAAUGAAUCUUGUUCCUCGCUAUCAAGAAAGAUGCUUGAGUUUCACCACGGAAAAUCUGAGAUUCGUCAUUACGAAUUUGAAGGAAUUAUCCACAGCUGAGUUGCAGCUCACAGAAGAUGAUCUGAAACAUCUAAUUAUUUGUCUAAAGAGUUCAUUUACAUAUGGAGCCAAGUUACUUAAUGUAGUGCUUAAAGCUGGUGAAGUUUCAUCUCUUCAACAAGGAGCUUACAAUCUUGUGAAUGAACAACUUAAUCUCCUAGUUGCAGUUGAAGAGCUUCUUGGAUACGGAUGUGCUGCUCGCUUUUCCACAGUUGUUGAGCCAUGGGUUCCUGAUCUGGCUUUAGCUUUGGGAUCCUAUUGCUUGCUGGAACAGGCGGGGGAUGAGGGGUUAAGUUUUGGUUCAUCCGAGAAUCCCACAUUCCAUGUCCCUUCUUGGUUUCACAAAUUAGCUUGGAUUGAGCUUUGUGAACUAAGAAGCACUGGCUCAGGCGAGGAGAUUGAGAAAGUUCAGCAUCCAAAUGACUUUUUAGCAUUCAAGAGACUUGUAGAAACGAUGUCAAAACUAUUCAGCGCGAAUGCCAAAUUACUAGAUGCUGUGGGAGUUACUUUCUUAACUGGUUCACUAAAUGCAUUACGAAGCAAGAAUCUCGAUACUGUCUUGGGUGUUCUGCAUUUUGUUUGUAGAAAACUAAUCAGAGCUGAAGACUGGAAAGAACUCAAGUUGAUGUUGGCAUCUCUUGAAAAGGUCUACUGCAAAUUGGAGACAGAAGCUGACCAGCAAGAUAUCAGUGAGGAUGAUAGGCAAAAGUUAUACGGUGCCAAGGCAUUGCUUGAACCUGUCUGGACAUCAUUUAUUUAUGAAGAAAGGAGGCAUUCAAUGGAGGAAGAAUGACACCUCAAGAUAUUUUGAUGGGAAAUAAUAAACAGGAUAUGUGACUCAAAAUUUAUUUAGUUAUGAUGCUAAUGUUCAUAAUUUCUGAUUUCUUAAAUUUAUUUUCCUAUAAAUGCAUUACUUAAUUGGCAUAA
Messenger RNA from Salvia miltiorrhiza (redroot sage), 3990 nucleotides. RefSeq lists its product as uncharacterized. The record is from RefSeq and is a predicted model, not a curated record. Gene Ontology annotation, biological process: mitotic sister chromatid segregation. The transcript has 5 exons. Gene Ontology annotation, cellular component: nucleus; condensin complex. The coding region runs from base 173 to 3856 and encodes 1227 amino acids. NCBI's taxonomy places the organism in Eukaryota, Viridiplantae, Streptophyta, Magnoliopsida, Lamiales, Lamiaceae.